Fraxinus pennsylvanica is the source of this 2892-nucleotide messenger RNA. The record is from the annotation of a GenBank genome assembly. NCBI's taxonomy places the organism in Eukaryota, Viridiplantae, Streptophyta, Magnoliopsida, Lamiales, Oleaceae.
AUGAUGGAGAUUAACAGAUUCAUGAAACUAUUGAGUGUGCUGAUGUUUGUACUUUCACUGUGCAUGAAGCUCAAUUCAGUAUCUGCUGAAGUUAGGUGCAUAGAGAGGGAAAGACAAGCUCUUCUGAAGUUUAAGCAUGACCUUGUUGAUGCAAAUGGCGUUCUCUCAUCUUGGGGAAGUGAAGAAGAUAAAAAGGAAUGUUGCAAAUGGAAAGGCGUCUCCUGUAGCAACAGAACUGGUCAUGUAAUUUUACUUAAGCUGGAUGCAAAUGGAAGUAAGUCUUCUCUUCGUUUGAAGGCUAAGCUUAGCCUCUCACUGCUUGGGUUGCAACAUUUGAAUUAUUUGGACCUGAGUGGUAAUGAUUUUGGAGGAAGUGAAAUACCAAGAGUCAUUGGUUCCUUCAGGAACUUAAGGCACUUGAUGCUCAGAAGCUCAAACUUCGGUGGUGAAGUUCCUUGCGAACUUGGGAACCUUACAAAUCUGAAUACUCUUGACCUUAGUGGUAACAAUUUGAGAAUCAAGAAUUUUGAUUGUCUUUCUCAUCAUUCUUCGUUAUCAUUUCUUGACUUGAGUGAUGUUAACCUUAUAAAUCAAACCAGCUGGUUGCACCACAUAACAAGGUUCCCUUUCCUCGAGGUACUGCACUUAGCAAGCUGUCAACUUCCCAACCCAGUGCUUUCUUUUGAUAUCUUUACCAAUUCUUCUUUAUCCCAACUAUCUAUCCUCGACCUAUCCUUCAACUAUCUCACUUCCUUAUCCACAUUAAGCAGGAUGUUUAACAUUAGUGCAAGUCUUAAAUGCAUUGACCUCUCCUAUAAUCAAUUAGAGGGUCAUAUUCCUGAUUCCUUUGGGAAAUUGUUUUUUCUUGAAGAUCUUUCUUUGAAUGACAAUAAGUUGCACGGUGGGAUUCCAAGCUCUUUGCGUAAUUUACAUACACUAGAUAUAUCAUCCAAUGAAUUAAAUCGUCUCUUGCCAGAUAAUACCACAUUUUCAUCCUUAUCAUCUUUGGACCUUCGUAACAAUAAGUUGAAUGCGUCUUACACACAAUGCCUUGGGCAAGCUUUAGUUCUUGGUUAUUUAGAUUUAUCUUACAAUCAAUUAAAAAGGCUGCCUGAAGGUAUUGAGAAACUUUCCAAUCUCAGACAAUUAAGAAUGUCUUCAAAUUUGUUGGAAGAUACAAUCACCGAAAGUCACCUCUCAAACUUUGCCAACUUAGGAGAGCUUGAUUUAUCCUUGAACUCCUUGACUUUCAAUUUGAGCUCAGAUUGGAUUCCUCCUUUUCAAUUGUAUUCACUAUACCUCGGCAAUUGUCAUUUGGGACCUCAUUUUCCAAAUUGGAUUCAAACUCAGAAAACUCUUGAAGGGCUUAAUAUCUCUUUUGCCGGUAUAUCAGAUGCAAUUCCCAAUUGGUUGUGGAAUAUGUCUUCUUUGGUAAUCUUGGAUCUUUCUCAUAACAAUAUUAGGGGUAAAAUUCCUAAUGUGCCCUCACAGUCGACUGUUCAAAUUUUUAUAGAUUUAAGCUACAAUAAUAUUUCAGGUCCAAUUCCAUUAUUUCUUUUUUAUUAUACAGAAAUAAAACUUUCCAAAAAUAUGUUUUCGGGAUCCAUUUUUCACUUAUGCACAAUUCCUAAGGGAUCCGUCGUCCACACGCUUGAUCUCUCAGACAACCAAUUGGCAGGAGAGGUUCCCAAUUGCUGGAUGAACAUAAGCGAAUUACUUGUUCUGGAUUUGGCAAAUAAUAAGUUCUCAGGUAAGAUUCCCCUCACUUUGGGCACUUUGGAUAUGCUCCAAGUAUUACACUUGCGUGGCAAUAAUUUCAUUGGUGACUUGCCUUCGACUUUGAGGAACUGCAGGGGGCUGAGAAUGCUUGAUGUGGGAGGAAACAAGUUAACAGGUAAUAUUCCAGCAUGGAUAGGAACUCACUUAACAAGUCUGACAUUUCUUAGCCUCCGAUUUAAUGAAUUUGAUGGAAUCAUGCCUUCCACGAUUUGCCUCCUUACCAAUAUCCAUGUCUUGGACCUUUCUAGAAACAACAUUUCAGGAAGAAUAUUGCGAUGUUUAAACAAUUUUACGGCUUUAGUUCAGAAGAAUAGUUCAAUUGAAAAUGCUGCACAAUCUAAACUUGAUAACCUAUCAGUUACUGUGUAUGUUGGCAGUAGUUAUGUCAACAGUGCUUUUGUUCAAUGGAAAGGACAAGAUUCUGAAUGGAGAACAGUAGGACUUUUGAAAGGCAUUGAUCUAUCAGGAAAUAAGUUUGUUGGAACUAUUCCUCAAGAGUUUUCUGCUUUAAGAGGUUUAGUUUUUUUGAACUUAUCUAGAAAUCAUUUGACGGGAAAUAUUAUUUCGAACAUUGGUCAAAUGGAGAUGUUAGAAAGUCUUGACUUGUCUAGAAACCAGCUUUCAGGGGAAAUACCAAAUAGCCUUGCAGAUCUAAAUUUUCUCGACGUUUUGGACUUAUCGUACAAUAAUUUUACUGGAAAGAUUCCUUUAGGCACUCAACUACAAAGCUUCAACUCCUCUGUAUAUGCUGGGAAUAGCCAACUUUGUGGAGAGCCUCUGGCUAAGUGUCCAGGAGACAUUUCUGACGGUUCUGCUAUUGAUCACGGAGAGGGGAAUAGUUUUGAAGAUGAUGAUGGUCCUCAAGCAUUCUUGGAGGCAUUCCUACUUCAACUGGUGGAACAACGUUGGGAAUUGGAUGUACGUGACAACAACAAUCUAUGUCACGAGAUUCAAGAGAAAACUUCUGAAAUGAAGAAGCCCCUUUCGGGAAACAAGAAAUGGUCGACUAUCAUUCAAACAAGUUGUUGGCUGGACUGGAGAGGUACAUGGACUACGGAUGGCAUUGUUUCUGCUCUAGUUAACGCCAUUUUCUAUUUUUCUAAGUAUUUGUAA